Solanum verrucosum is the source of this 2379-nucleotide messenger RNA. Its product is annotated as heterogeneous nuclear ribonucleoprotein 1-like. The transcript is spliced from 4 exons. The coding region runs from base 571 to 1995 and encodes 474 amino acids. Gene Ontology annotation, molecular function: RNA binding. The record is from RefSeq and is a predicted model, not a curated record. NCBI's taxonomy places the organism in Eukaryota, Viridiplantae, Streptophyta, Magnoliopsida, Solanales, Solanaceae.
UAAGGAAGGAGAUUGGAGGACAAGCAAAACCAAAUCCUUUAGAUCAAAUCACACCAAAAUUUUCUCUCUCAUUACCACUUAUAUUCUCCUUUCUUCUUGUUCUUAGCAAAAAAAAGAUUGAAAAAAAUUAAGCUAAAAAAAGAAAAAAAUCUAAUUUAAUCAUCAAAAUCAAAACUUUUUAAAAGGGUUGAAUCAAUCUGUUAUUGUUAUCAUAGUGUGUACAAAAUCUUGAAGAAAAAAAAUAAAAUCUUGAAAAAAGAACAGUGGGAACAGAAAAGUAAAGAGGGCUAAUAUAGAGGAGGAAGAACAUCGCCCUCGGUUCUAGUUACUGUGCCUCCUCUGUAGAUCUUGAUUUGGGUGAUUUCUCAUAUGGGUAUUGUUGAAAAUAUAGAUUCUUGAUUUGGGUAUUUGUUAAUUUAUUUUUUUAUGAAAAAAGUUUUGAUGAAAUCAUUUUUCAUUGUUGGAUUGUUUUGAUCCGUUUAGUUUGAUUGAAUCUGAUAAUUAUUGGAUCAGUUACAGAUUGUUGUGUGUCUCUGAAGCUCUUCAUUGUACGUCACAGUAAAAAGGAAAAUGCAAGUUGAUCUUGGUAAGUUAUUCGUUGGUGGGAUUUCAUGGGACACAGACGAUGAGCGUCUAAAGGAGUAUUUUAGUACUUAUGGGGAGGUUGUAGAAGCUGUAAUUAUGAAGGAUAGGACUACUGGCCGUGCUCGUGGUUUCGGUUUUGUGGUCUUUGCUGAUCCUGCUGCUGCUGAGAGGGUAGUUAAGGAGAAACACAACAUUGAUGGCAGGAUGGUAGAAGCAAAGAGGGCAGUUCCACGGGAUGACCAGAGCACGACAAGUAGAAGCAGUCCUAGUAUUCAUGGUUCUCCUAGUCCUGGUCCAGGACGUACAAGAAAGAUUUUUGUUGGUGGUUUAGCAUCCACUGUCACUGAGACUGCCUUUAAGCAGUAUUUUGAGCAAUUUGGAACAAUCACAGAUGCAGUAGUUAUGUAUGAUCAUAACACUCAAAGGCCUAGAGGAUUUGGAUUCAUCACUUAUGAUUCAGAGGAUGCAGUGGAUAAAGUCUUGCUCAAGUCUUACCAUGAGCUGAAUGAUAAAAUGGUUGAGGUCAAGCGUGCUGUCCCCAAAGAGUUAUCCCCAGGUCCUAGCCAAAGCCCACUUGGUCGGUACAGCUAUGGAUUAAAUAGGAUGAAUAAUUUCCUUGAUGGGUAUGCACAGGGAUACUCUCCAAAUACAGCUGGAGGAUAUGGAGUCGGUAUGGAUGGUAGAUUUAGCCCCAUCACUGGGGGUAGGAGUGUCUUUACUCCAUUUGGUUCUGGUUAUGGUAUGGGUCUUAACUUUGAACCAGCCCUGAGCCCUGGAUAUGGGGGUAGUGCAAAUGUUAACAGUAGUUUAAGCUAUGGUCGGGGACUGAAUCCAUGUUAUAGCUCAAGCAGACUUGGUGGUGGCAUUGGGUUUGACGGAGGAAGUGGAGGAGGAAACACUUCUUUCUUGAACUCAGCAAAUCGCAAUUUAUGGGGUGAUGGAGGACUGCACCAUGGGACGAACUCGACAAGCUCUAGCAAUUUUUUAGUAUCUGGAAGUGGAAACAUUGGAGGAGGAAACUUUAGCAACAGUGGAGUUUGGGGUUCAUCAAUUUCCUCUCAAGGCGGAGGAAAUGUUUCUAGCAAAAAUGGAAAUCUUGGAUAUGUGAAUGGUGACGGCAUAUAUGGGUUGGCAGGAAGCCAUGGCAGAAACGUCACAAAACGUGGAGCCGCUAUGUCAUCAGGAUCCAGGGGUAGUUAUGAUGGGGGCGCUUUUGCUGAUUUCUAUGGUAGUGGUUUGGGAUAUGAUGAUCACACUUGGCGUCCUUCAAAUUCUGAGCAGGAUACAACCGGUUCUCUUGGUUAUGGACUAGGCAAUGUACCUUCUGACAUGUCACCUCAAAAUUCUUCAGGUUAUGUUGGUAGUUAUGGAGUUGGCAACAGACAACCAAACAGAGGAAUGGACGGCUAGGAGAAUGUCUCGAACCAAGGCUGUUAUAGUAGGCGAGAUUUUUUUCCGUCUAAGUUGAAUCAUGAAUUUUGAAUAUUUCCACAAAUUAUAUAAAGCUUGAGAAGUUAUAAAAGAGUUGGACUUCCUUUUGUAUGGCACUUGGAAUGCCUGCCUUUUGAAGGUCUAGAGAUAGAACUUUGCAAGACACUUUGUUUUAAAAGGAUAUUUUUUUGAGUUAUGUUUUAGAAAUUUCCUCUUUUUUUCCCCUUCAAGUGAGGUGUAAAAUCAAAUUGCAGCUGCAGCAAUACAUACAAAGGAAAUAGACAGUUUUUUUUUGCACAAAAUUUUUAUAUUCCAUGUUUUUGCUGUAAAUGCGUUGAAUGUUAUGUAAUGCUUUCUCUAUUA